AUGAACUACUUGCACCGGUACGUUCCGCCCAUCUACGUGGACCUGAACAUGCCCGCGACGCCGUCCAAACCCCUCGACGCCCGGCCACAGCCCCCGACCAUGAGCGCCUCCUCCUCCGCCUCUGCUGCUGCUGGGAACAGCGACCCCCGGCCCAGCUGCACCAACUCGCUCUUGCUCGACCUGCUCGAGUUCCCGCUCACGGCGCUCGAGGCGCAGUCGGAGCUGCUCAAGAGCGACUUUGAGCUGCCUGACAACGGCCACGACACGCCGCUCGGGGCGCAGCAGCAGCAGAUCUAUCCGCUCCCGAACGGCCACGAGCCCGGCCACGACCCGGCGCUGCUCAAGCUCAAGGCGAGUGGGGACCCCGAAGUCCAGGCCGAAGCCGAAGCGUUCCCCGCAGCAGUGUUCAGCAACACGACCAUACUGACGUCCCGGGCGUCGACCCGAAGCAGCGUCCGCGCGUCCGUUGCGCCCCCACAGCGCGGGGGCCGCACGUCGCAGUUCUCGGCGAAACAGCGGCGCGAACGGCACAAUGCCAACGAACGGCGCCGGACAAACGCCGCCAAAGGCCGUGUACGUGACAUGCGCGACGCAGUGGACGCGCUCCUGCGCGAGCGCAGCGACUUGACGGGCCAACGCGAUGCGCAGGCGCCGGUGCAGGAGGUGCUGCCCCACCGAAGACGACUGGAGACGGUCGUGCGGCCGAAGAGCGACGCGAAGAGCGACGUCGGCGGUCGGAUUCCAGGCAGCUCGACGUACUUGGACCUGGUCCAGGCGGUCGACGACCUCCGCAACGAGAAGCGCUACCUCGAAGAGCAACUCGACCAACUCGACUCGCAAAACAGUGCGCUGCAGGCCGUGCAGACAGAGCUACUGAUCGACGGCGCCGUGGCUUUGACCAGUGGGGACGUCGUCACCAAGAGCCGCAAGCGCAAGCGCGAGGACGUUGCGGCGGCGGAGGGGGAGAGUCCGUUCGCGGCUUGUAAAAAGCAGAGCAAGAUCGACAUUUUCGCGGGCGGGUACUGCAUGGAGACGGAAGCUGUGCCGUCGUUCCUCAAGGUGCUCUUUCCCAAGCCCAUGACGUCCGACGCCGCUUUCAACUGGGUCAAAGACAGCUACAGCGACAUUAUGCAGCUCAAGGCCCAGCAGAAACGCACAAAAGCGGCCGCGUCUUCGGUCCUCGGCUGGCGCGAAGACAAGCGACAAGUGACGAAGCAAACAGGACGGGACAGCGGCCAUUGCCUCGAGCUCAUGCUGACGAAGGACCUGCCGGGCAUUGUCUCGGGCGAGCUCGUGUUCAACACGUGGAAACUGCUGACGACGUUGGAAGGCUUUCGACAGCUCUUUCCAUUGACCAAAGACUUGGCUGUGCUCCAGACGAUCAACGACGACUGUGUGGUUGUCCGCGUGGGCGUCGCACCUGCACACGACGCUCCGGUUGUCCACAGCAUUGUCGUGCUGGCCCGUGGCCAGAUUGACGGUGGCUACCUCGUGAGCAUGCGGUCCGUGCCCUUGUCAGUGGGGCAGACAGCGUUCGCAGCGCAGGAGACGAGUUACUUGCCGGUGCUCGCGUGGUUCAUGCUGCUCGACAAGUUUGACGAGUUUGCGCAGCCCGUGUGCGAAGUGAUUGUCGGCACGUCGACGCAGCAUCAGGUGGAGCGUGUGUUGCACGGGUUCGCGACGGAAUUCGUGGCUGGGGUCGUGCGUUGGCAGGACGCUGUCGGUCAACUGGAGCAGUGGCAGUUUGAAUAA
Messenger RNA from Hyaloperonospora brassicae, 1752 nucleotides. NCBI's taxonomy places the organism in Eukaryota, Oomycota, Peronosporomycetes, Peronosporales, Peronosporaceae. The record is from the annotation of a GenBank genome assembly.